GACAGUGUGUAACGCUAUAGGCUGGAAGGAGGCAGCUGUUGCCAUUAUAUUAUCAACCAGCUUAGACGCAUCAGCGGCUUCAUUCUCUCCGAAGGAAAAAAAAAUAAAAGAUGAGUCGAUCGACACCAUCGUAAACACACUAAACUAGAAACUGAAAAUAGAUUUUUAAAAAGUUAAAUCAAAUGGUACAGAAAAGUAGUAUGUCCAGGACGCCUUCGACCUCAACCCAGGAGAUCCAAAUGGACAUGUUCGACCAUCACCCACACACACAGGGAAAGUACGCCAAGAGGAAGAGCCGAUUUAAGCGCUCAGAUGGAAGCACCUCAUCUGACACCACCUCAAACAGCUUUGUCCGACAGGGCUCUGCAGACUCCUACACCAGCCGACCGUCGGACUCGGACGUGUCCCUGGAGGAGGACCCUGAGGCUCUGAGGAAGGAGGCCGACAGGCAGGCUCUCGCCACACUCGAGAAAGCAAAGACCAAACCAGUGGCAUUUGCUGUGCGUACAAAUGUUGGUUACAACCCAGGCCCCAAUGAUGAUGUUCCUGUGCAGGGCAUGGCCAUCUCCUUUGAAGCCAAAGACUUCUUGCACAUUAAAGAGAAGUACAACAAUGACUGGUGGAUCGGGCGUCUGGUGAAAGAGGGCUGUGAGGUGGGCUUCAUUCCCAGUCCGGUCAAACUGGAGAACACCCGUCUGCUGCAGGAGCAGAGGAUGAGGCAAAACCGACUCAGCUCCAGUAAAUCUGGAGGAAGUUCUAGUCUUGAUGUUGCCACGGGAACCCGCAGGCCUACUCCACCUGGAACAGCUCACGUGGACAUGUCCACAGUGGCCUUUGACGUUGACCCCCUCGACCUGGAGGCUGAGGAGGCCCCUGAGUCCCAGGGUGACCCUCGCUCUUCCAAGAGCAUGUCAGGCAGCGUAACAUCCCCCCAGGCCAACAUCCACCGACUGCCCUUCUUUAAGAAGAUGGAGCAUGUCCCCCCUUACGACGUGGUUCCCUCCAUGAGGCCCAUCGUCCUAGUCGGACCUUCACUCAAAGGCUAUGAAGUGACGGACAUGAUGCAGAAAGCACUUUUUGACUUCCUGAAACACAAGUUUGAGGGCAGGAUAUCCAUCACACGGGUGACAGCCGACAUCUCUCUGGCCAAACGUUCAGUCCUCAACAACCCGAGCAAACACACUAUCAUUGAGCGCUCCAGUACCCGCUCGAGCCUGGACGUACUGGCUGAGGUGCAGAGUGAGAUCGAGCGUAUCUUCGAGCUGGCCCGAACUCUCCAGCUUGUUGCUUUGGAUGCCGACACCAUUAACCACCCCUCUCAACUGGCUAAGACUUCCCUGGCUCCCAUCAUUGUUUAUAUCAAAAUAGCUUCACCUAAGGUUCUCCAGAGGCUCAUUAAAUCCAGAGGGAAGUCCCAGGCUAAACACUUAAAUGUGCAGAUGGUUGCAGCAGACAAGCUGGCUCAGUGCCCACCUGAAUUAUUUGACAUCAUCCUGGAUGAGAACCAGCUGGAGGAUGCCUGCGAACACCUGGCUGACUACCUUGAAGCAUACUGGAAGGCGACACACCCUCCAAGCAGCAACCCUCCCAACCCUCUGCUGAAUCGUACCAUGGCUACGGCAGCCCUCGCUGCCUCCCCAGAGCCCGUCUCCAACCUACAGGGGGCGUACUUGGUGCAUGGUGAGCAGAAGCGGGAAGGGCCUCUGACAGAGUGUGGUGGGAGCGGCACGCUGCAUGACUAUCAGACAGACCUGGGAGGGAAGCCCCAGCAGCAGCACCAGCAGCAAGCGUACCUGCGCUCCUCUCGUGGCCAGCUACGAGGAGGCAGCGGGCGAGGUCUUUCACGGCAAGACACCUUCGACUCCGAGACCCAGGGCAGCCGGGACUCGGCCUACACCGAGGCCGGUGACUCCUGCAUGGACAUUGAGACCGACCCCUAUGAGGAGCCUGAGCCCUACCGAGGAAGUGGGGGCAGCCGCCUCCACCUGGCGCAGCAUCUCGGCCGACAAGCCUCCUGGGAAGACGAAGGUGCCGAGCCGGACCAGGAAAACCGGAACCACCCUCCGAUGCCGAGCCAGACGCAUCCGCAUGGACGUGCCAAGCUGAGGGAGCGUUACUGCCAGGACCCUGUGGACACAGGGGCCAACAUGAGCCGCAACAAGAACCAGGACGACUGGGGGAGGGACGUCUACAUCCGCUGAACGGUCAUCAUACCACAGAGCCAAGGAAGCCCCUGGACAGACUGAGGACAGAGGGAGAGGAGGGGAUGGGGGGGAAAUGCUCUGGUUUUUGGGUUCAACAGGAACUGAAGUGUAGGUUUGGGGCCAUGCCGGUCAGGCUAACAAAAAAAUCUGUUUACAUCCCAGUACAAUGUAAAGAAAUACAUCAACUGCCAGAUGCCAUUCUCAUCAAGUUCUUCUUGUAAUUCAGUUUAUUUACAUUUAGAAAAAAUAAUAUUGGUCUUUUUUGUUUCUUAUGUUAAUACUGCAUGAAUAUCAUGGAUUUCUAUACUCACAGCACAAGGACAGUAAUUGUUACGACUCUGAUCUGUAUGAUUCGAUCCUCUCUUCAGUUGUAAAGUGCGAAGGCUGGUAGAGCUGUAGUGCAUCACGUCUGUCCUCUGCAGUCUUAAACAGGGUCUAAUGUCACGGUUCCCAUGUAUGUACAGUGUCAGGGUUUCUCUUUACCUUAAGCUCACUCAGUGCUUUUGGCUUUCAGGGUUUCCUCCCAUACUGAUAUCCAGAAGUUUUGAGUCUCUCACCUCCACUUUCUUAUCACCCAGACCUUAAAAAGUUGGUGGAGAAGUUGCCAUAUUUUAGCACGUAAAUUUAUCAAUGUUGCUAUACUCAUGUCAGCGCGAUAACAAUGAAUAAUACACUCCAAAGAUGUUUACUUCUUCCCUGACCUGGUUCAGUCACCAUACCUGACUGUAUAUGUCUGACCCAGUCCUCCCAUUUCUGUUAUCCUCUUCUUCAUGGGUGCUGAGGGCACCUCCAGUUGUUCUCUGGUUUCCAAAUGUGGUGCAGAUUCAAAGUAGUCGUGUGAACGAAACGUCCUGCCUUAGUCACUCCCACCCCUUAUUUCAAGAAAACUCCAAUCACAAGUGCCGGAAUGUCUCGCCAAGCCAUGUCCGCCGCUGCUGCGGUGGGAUGUCUUAACUCUUGUUACACUCGUUUUCAUACCAUAUCUCUGUCUCUUUGUGUCUCGUGGCUGCUCCGUCCCAGCUCGUUGCUGAUCUCUUUUUUUCUUUGCACCAGCUUCGUCGUCUGUUUUUCAGGGCUAACAGUUAUAUAAAAAGUACUUGUAUGUGUGGUUAAUCACUUCGAACUUCCACCCAAACAGCUCGCUUGUCUAAUAUUAAAUACCACUCUCUUCUUACUCCUGAUUUCUGACUGAAUUAGUGUUGGGUUUUUGUUUUUGUUUUUUGUUUUUUUCAGUGAACAUUUGCAUUAUUUUUUAAAUCUUCAGUUCUUGUGAGCUAGUGGGAGGAGUAUAAAGUGGGCAGUGGGGGGGUAGGAUCAGCUUUGGUCUUUACACAGUUAUCUAUAAUGGAGAAUCCAUGAAUGUCUUUGGUAGGCUGCUUUGGCCCACCCCCGUCUUCAGUUGAAUAAAUAAAUAUUAAAUAAUGAUCAGUAAAUAAUGUUAUUGUUGCGUUAUCGCAAUUGUUAAAAUGAUGAAAUAACAUGUAUCAUUGGUGCCUGAUUGUAGCUACAUUUUGCUUUUUCUGCCUUUCAUUUUUAAUCUGUGGAUAAAUUCGUAUUUUAAUUAAAAAUCGAAUAAGAAAAUGC
Oreochromis aureus is the source of this 3788-nucleotide messenger RNA. It is a transcript of the gene cacnb1, whose product is annotated as calcium channel, voltage-dependent, beta 1 subunit. Gene Ontology annotation, molecular function: protein binding; high voltage-gated calcium channel activity. The coding region runs from base 183 to 2201 and encodes 672 amino acids. The transcript is spliced from 15 exons. NCBI's taxonomy places the organism in Eukaryota, Metazoa, Chordata, Actinopteri, Cichliformes, Cichlidae. Gene Ontology annotation, biological process: chemical synaptic transmission; neuromuscular junction development; calcium ion transmembrane transport. The record is from RefSeq and is a predicted model, not a curated record. Gene Ontology annotation, cellular component: voltage-gated calcium channel complex.